Messenger RNA from Mus musculus (house mouse), 2454 nucleotides. RefSeq names its product zinc finger protein 277 (gene Zfp277). The record is from RefSeq and is marked validated. Gene Ontology annotation, cellular component: nucleolus; cytoplasm; nucleus. NCBI's taxonomy places the organism in Eukaryota, Metazoa, Chordata, Mammalia, Rodentia, Muridae. The transcript is spliced from 13 exons. Bases 32 to 1783 code for a protein of 583 amino acids.
UACGGCCCGCCCCUUUCUACUGUGCCAGGUAAUGGCUGCUAGUGAGGUCCAGGGGCUUCCUGUGGACCCCCGGGAGGCUGGGGUCCGCGGGGUCCGCGGCGGAAUCGGACACACAGAUCAUGAAGGACAUCUGGGUUCUUUCCAGCUUCUGGCUACUAUAAAUAAGGCUGCUAUGAACAUAGUGGAGCAUGUGUCCUUCUUACCAGUUGGAACAUCUUCUGGAUAUAUUGCAGCAUCCUCCGGUAUUACUAUGUCCAAUUUUCUGAGGAACCGCCAGACUGAUUUCCAGAGUGGUUGUACAAGCUUGCAAUCCCACCAACAAUGGAGGAGUGUUCCUCUUUCUCCACAUCCUCACCAGCAUCUGCUGUCACCUGAGUUUUUGAUCUUAGCCAUUCUGACGGGUGUGAGGUGGAAUCUCAGGAUUGCUUUGAUUUGCAUUUCCCUGAUGAUUAAGGAUGCUGAACAUUUUUUCAGGUGCUUCUCAGCCAUUUGGUAUUCCUCAGACAGUAAAGACUGUAUCCUGGAGCCGCUUUCCCUGCCAGAGAGUCCAGGUGGCACCACCGCUUUAGAAGGGUCUCCAUCUGUGCCUUGUAUUUUCUGUGAAGAACAUUUUCCCAUGGCUGAACAAGACAAACUUUUGAAGCACAUGAUUAUCGAGCAUAAGAUUGUCAUAGCUGAUGUGAAGCUCGUUGCAGAUUUCCGAAGGUACAUUUUAUACUGGAGGAAAAGGUUCACUGAACAGCCCAUCACUGAUUUUUGCAGCGUGAUAAGAAUCAAUUCCACAGCUCCAUUUGAGGAACAAGACAACUAUUAUUUGUUAUGUGAUGCAUUACCAGAAGAUAGAAUCCUCAGAGAAGAGCUUCAAAAACACAAACUGAAAGAAGUUCUGGAUCAGCAACAGCGAGAGCGAAAUGAUACAAGCUUUCAUGGUGUGUGCAUGUUUUGCAGUGAGGAAUUUCGCGGAAACAGAUCUGUACUGUUGAACCACAUGGCCAGAGAACAUGCUUUCAACAUUGGUUUGCCAGACAACAUUGUAAAUUGCGCUGAAUUCCUAUGCACAUUGCAAAAGAAACUGGACAAUUUACAGUGUUUGUACUGUGAGAAGACCUUCAGAGACAAAAACACCCUUAAAGAUCACAUGAGAAAAAAGCAGCAUCGUAGGAUCAAUCCAAAAAACAGAGAAUAUGACCGAUUCUAUGUCAUCAAUUACUUGGAACUCGGGAAGUCAUGGGAAGAGGUGCAGUCAGAAGACGACCGCGAGCUGCUGGACCUUCAGGAAGACGACUGGUCUGAUUGGCAGGAGUACCCAGUCUCUGCUGUGUGUCUCUUUUGUGAAAAGCAAGAGGAGACAAUAGAUAAACUCUAUGUGCACAUGAAGGACACACAUGAGUUUGAUCUCCUCAGAAUAAAGUCAGAGCUUGGAUUAAAUUUCUAUCAGCAAGUGAAGCUGGUCAAUUUCAUUAGAAGGCAAGUUCACCAAUGCAAGUGCUACAGUUGCCAUGUAAAGUUCAAAUCCAAAGCAGAUUUAAGGACUCACAUGGAAGACACUAAACACACCUCACUGCUUCCUGACAGGAAGACAUGGGAUCAACUGGAGUAUUAUUUCCCCACCUAUGAGAAUGACACUCUCCUGUGUACACUGUCUGACAGUGAAAGUGACCUAACAGCUCAAGAGCAAACGGAAAAUGUCCCCGUCAUCAGUGAAGAUACGUCCAGACUGUGUGCUUUAAAACAGAGCAGUGUUCUCAACCAAUUGCUACUCCAGGGGUGCCUGGAAAACUAGGAGAAGCUGCUGCAGGCACAGUGUCACCUGGUUUUCUCCUGUGAGACACAGACAAGUUCAGAUUUGAUUGUCCACACAGCAUUAUUCACGGCUGAAAUCAUGGUUGUUGUUAAUGAAAAUUUUUCAAGAAAUAAGAAAAAUAAAACAUUUUGUUUUUAUACUUGGACUGAAGAAACUUUGUCAUUAUCUUGGAUGAUUUUAUUUCAUAAACUCAUGAUUAUCUACAAUAUGGAGAACGUACAAGUCACAAACAUUCAAAUGGAUGACCCUGACUUUAACCCAUUGUUUAGUCUCCUUCCUACAGGCCUGUCAUUUAUCAAGUCACAGAGUUCAGUGUGAUUUCUGUACUAAAUUGGGAACUUGUGAAUGAUUAAAACAAGACCCACUGAAGCAAAGAAAGGUGGCCAAAGAUCUGGAUAAUGCACAAACUGGACUAUUUAAAUAUAAUCCAAACCUGAUUGUAUUACAGCGUUAUUGUUUCCCUGUUACAAACCCCAUAGAAAUGGGCAUAGUGUAAUUAACCUUACUCUUCCCCAAAAUAUAUGUGUACCUAUGUAUGCAUUUUCCCUGAUAUAUAUUAUAAUAGCAAUAGUAACAAAGAUAAGUACCACUGUCUAUGAACAUAACUGGAGUGGUAUUAUAACACUCAAUAAAGUUAAAAGAAACUUUCC